CCCGGAGUUCCCACACGUCUCUAAAAUAUGGUUCUUUGAUGGAUGGAUAAGUAAAGCAGAGCAAUUUAUUACUAUUUGCGAAAAAAGUGGUUGUUCGUGAUUUGCAUCUAAAUUCAUUUUAGGCGACGGUUUUCUGUAACGUAAGGAGAAUAAGUUGGCAGUGUUAUUUUAUAGUCCUUGCUGUGAACAACAACAAAACGUAAGUAUUUACAGUCCACAAGUCCACUUUUCAUUUCAACUGCUUCCAUCCACUUGGUUGAACGACGCCAAGCAAACUAGAUAUCUGCAAGGAACUCUUGAUUCUUGUGGUUCGCUGCUGGUCAUUGUGAGAUAAUUGUGGUCAAUAUCAAUCAAUGAGGGUGAGACAUCUUCAGUUCUCCUUCACUUUACCACCUGAACUUGUGUCGAGACUUACUCAUCAUUAAAGUUUAGCUCAUCUUUGUCCCCAUUCUUCACACUUGGUACUUAAGCCGUAGGACCUCACCUUGAAGGGAAAAACGAUUGCAUGUUACGCAAUAAUUGUUUUGUGUGUGUACCUUCCCAAUUGCUUGUUGGAUGGACGAAGCCAAGAGUGUGAAGACCAUGUGUUGGUUAACGAUGCAAGUUGAUCAGUCAUGUCUCAUCGAUGGACACCAACGACAAUUCCUAAAGUGACUGAAACGAGAAUAAUAUUCUAUUUGACUUUGAGGAUGUCGUAGUUUACGGGAGCAUGUUGUUGAAGAUUUCCCAAUUUAUCCAGCCUUACAAAUGGUCACUUGAUCAGCGUGUGUAAUUAGUUACAAUAUAAUAAUUCGUACAAGGUGCGUGCAGUGGUGCGGUUCGAGAUUCAAGUUUAUAUGCAUAUAAUUCAUACGAAGCCCAUUUAUAGCGUAGUGUGUCAGGGGGAGGAGAAUGGUUGGGCAAGUUGGUUCUACGACACACCAUAAAAUAAAAUAAAAGGGAAACUUGAUGCAGAUUUACGAUUACUAUUAUUUCCUAACAAAGUUUUUUGCAGUCUAGUCACAUUUGUUCUCUAUCACGGUGCAGCGUGCAUUUUAAUGCGACAUAAGUACGUACGUGAUUAUAAAUAUUAUGAACCGGUGAAGUACGGAAAUACAGACUUGAAUCUCAAAUUCAAGGUCAUUUUGUGGAUAUGGGAGCACUAAAAAGUUUCAAAAAGUAUAGACUUGGCCUGCUAAGAUUUAGUUUUCUACUCCUCCUCCCCCACUGCAUUUCGCAGGAGGAUAGCCAUGAAAAUGCGACAGAGAUCGUUGGAGGCGUCCCCACUGAACAGGGGGAACCGCUGGAAGUACUUCCGGAAGACUUGUACCCCACGGUGAACAAGUGUUGCCCGUUUAAUUGGAGUUAUGAGAAUGAAAAGUGUGUGAAAUCGGGGGGAGGAAAUGACACCUCGUCGGAACCAGAACAGGAAGCGUCCUAUUGGGAAGCCCCCAAGACAAUUGUGACAUUGGCCAAAGACUUUCAUACGUUUAAUACGACGGAAAUUUUGGGAGAUCCAGUAGUUUUCAGGUUAAACGUAGGACAACCCAACUGCACUACGAAGAAGUUUGAAAUCACACACAAUGACCUGUCGGGCGCAGAUAACUUGGACUCAGUUUUGGCACUGUCUCCCAAUGGAUACUUGCUCUGGUCGGAUGAGGGUUCCGUGCAUCAAGUGCCGUCUCAAGAUUUCUGCAUAGAUCAGCACAAAAGCGAAUCCAACUAUGUGGCCGUUUUCUGCUCUCCCGUUUGCGACGAGACCCACCCCUGUGUCCGCAAGUGUUGUAAUCCAGAAGCCAUUUUGUACAACAAUAGUUGCGUCCUGAGCACAAAGCAGUGGGAGCCAUUUUUAUACUCGAGUCCUGGUCAACUCGCCGCCCCCGACUCGAAGAGACCCAUCCAUUACAAGAUUGGCGUUCCAAACUGUGAUUAUUACUCCGUUUCGUUGAGGACGGAGGAAACUGAAAAGGUGUACUUGCUGCUCAAUGGAACUCUGGUUUUGGAUUCGAACGGGAAGAAAGUCUAUUACGAGCCAGACACAUUUUGCUUGGAUGGAUCUCUGACGACGACAUUUGCCGAAGAUGAAACUGGAACUGACGAGUAUCCCGACCAAUAUCAAGUUGUUUAUUACAGUGGUCAAGAACUGGACCAAAUGGUUAUCUUGUGUUACAACCCUGCCGACGAAGUUAACGGCCAGCAACCCGAAGACUGGCGACUUAUGCUGUACGCCUGUGUGACGUUGAUAUCGUCAUUUUUCCUCCUCCUAACUGCUCUUGUCUUCAUUGCGUUAUGGGAAUAUCAGAACAUUCACGGGUGGCUCCAGUUCUGCUACGUGCUUUCUCUCCUCUUCGCUUUCACCUUCCUCGCUAUCGUCCAAUUGUCGUCGGAUUCAAUUCAAGAGAUUUCUAGCGUUUGUUGCAAAAUGAUUGGUGCAUUCAUACAUUUCCUCUUUUUGUCCGCGUUUUUCUGGCUCACUUCGAUGAAUUUCGACUUGUGGUGGACGUUUAGCGGUUGUCGACCAAUGAGGGCUAGUAACUCGACAGGGGAGAAGAAGCGUUUCUGCUGCUUUGCCCUGUUCUCGUACGGACUUCCGGGAUUAAUCGCCUGUGUUGGUUUGGUGUUGGACAGCUUGUAUCGAGACAAUCCUUACAUUAUCACUCCACGAUUUGGAGAACGUUACUGCUACUUUUACGGAGAUAAGGAGAAACUUCCCUACUUCUAUGGUCCCGUGGGUCUGCUGCUAACAAUAAAUUCAGUCUUCUUCAUAAGUACCAUUUAUUCACUUCACAAACUGCAAAAUGACACUAAAUUUGCGACGAAGCAGAGCUCCAAACAGGAAAAGAAAAGAUUUCUCCUGUUCAUGAAGCUCUUCGUCGUGAUGGGCGUGCUUUGGAUAUUUGAAGUGAUUUCAUGGGCAACAAUGGUGCUCAAUCACAAAGAACAGUACCUGAAAAACUUAUUCCUCCCGACCGACCUGCUCAUUGGAGCCCAGGGAAUUGCGAUUUUCAUUAUUUUUACAUGCAAACCCAACACGUGUCGACAAAUAGAAUCUCAACUCAAAAGAUUUGCAAAGUAUUUACAAGAUAAAAGAGAUCAUGCCGCAGCAAAUCCCACAUUUAUGAAAACAGAAUACAUAAUUGCUGGUUUGUGCAUGGUCGUAAUUCCUGUGGUGAACAGGGUCCGAUAUCUUCUUAGUCUUUGCUGCCAUGUUACGAGGAAAUUAGAAAGUCGGCGAAACAUGAGUCAUACAAACACGAUAACUUCCACGAUUUGGGACAAGUCGAGAAAAGUUAGCGACAUGGGGUUGACUGCCGUGACAAAUGUGGAUAUGGAACUCGACGUGACAUCGCCAAAGUCUAAAAAGUUGGAUGUAUUGUCGACAACUACAAUUUUCAAAAACCCGUAAAAUCAGCAGCGUUGAAAUUUCAACAAACUAUACAAAUCGAAUGUAAAGUGAUAACUUAUAUAAAUAUUUUUUCGAGUAAUCGUGAUAAGACUAUAAAUAAUUCAGAGUCAGUAAAUUACCAAGAGUGGUAAAUGAACUUGCAUACUCUGCAAGUUGCAUUGUUGAAGAGUUAGCAUUCAGUGCUUACAUAAUAUACAAAUAAUAUUCCAAAUUGAUCUGUUUUUCUCAAUUUUGUACCAUAUUUCUCAAAAAUUAAGUCAAAGAAUUGUUGCUCAUGUCAAGAUGAAUCUAAGGCAUAAGGCUUGACGAGUGUUUAUAAAGUACAACAAUUAAUAUUUGUCGAGUGAGUACACUUGUAUACAUUUACCCAAAAUGAAUAAAUAAUGAAUAAAUCAGUUAAAACUAAGUGAAACCAAA
Molecule: messenger RNA, 3802 nt
Organism: Folsomia candida
Lineage: Eukaryota; Metazoa; Arthropoda; Collembola; Entomobryomorpha; Isotomidae
Product: G-protein coupled receptor Mth
Exons: 10
Coding region: 1133-3385 (750 amino acids)
Biological process (GO): G protein-coupled receptor signaling pathway; cell surface receptor signaling pathway
Cellular component (GO): membrane
Molecular function (GO): G protein-coupled receptor activity
Source: RefSeq, a predicted model, not a curated record